Molecule: messenger RNA, 2545 nt
Organism: Amoebophrya sp. A120
Lineage: Eukaryota; Dinophyceae; Syndiniales; Amoebophryaceae
Source: the annotation of a GenBank genome assembly
GUUGCAACUCAUACUCAUUGGUCAAGAUGGCCUCGUCCCACUCGUCGUCGCAAUCGCAAAAGCGCAUCCCAGAGCAAGCGACGCAACGCAAGGACCAAGUGGCCAAGUACGACCAGGAUCUUUUCUGGGACAUGGUCCACCUGAGUCUUCCGCUCCAAACUGUACUAUGUUCAAAUCAUCAUGUUGAGUAAGGACUUUUGUCGCGUGCGAGCUAAAAGCUCGCUUAGUUGCGUGGGAUUUCAUCAAGGUGCUCUUUCAUUCCUCGUGUGAGAUGUGUUUUCGUCGUCAUGUUCGGGAGCAAAAACAAAAAAAAAUAUUACAGCUGCUGGAACAGUGGACCUGGAUGUAUGACGCCAUGAUUUUCCCGAAGCAUCCUGAAGCACAGGCGUUCUUGUACGUCACGGAAGAUGAGCAGAAUUCCAUGGAAGUACGCAAUAUUGUUUCCGCAGCACAAAAACUGUUACUGCUGUUCGUAGUUGGGUCUUUGGCUCCUUCUUUACUUAUUUGCAUUAGACUUGUGACCAACUGAUAGGCUGCAUGAGGUCAGACUAGAGGCAUUUAAAGAAAAUGUUUCACACCACGAAAGGGGAGCCGUUCUGUGUGUUUACGUGCUGGGAAAUCGUCGCAUAAAUGGAUUGUUCAAAACUUCCACGUGCAUAUCGGCGCAACCAAGAAGUACAGCGCUUCAAAGAUUCACACCUUGACCGACUACGACAUGGCGGUCUUGAUUGAGAUGCUGGACCCCGAGAAGAAGCAGAAUACGAUAGAUACUGAAACGCGCACCCGAUAGCAUUCGGCUUUCGUAGGAAGAAUUCGUUUUCCGUAUGGAAGAAUCAGACGAGGUCAUGCAGAUAGAUCAUUUUGAUUAUCAUCGACAUCAAUGUGAACAUGGUGAAAUUUCCGUGCUGCAUUCAUUGCUCUGGAAACAAACGAAGCGUCGGGCUGCGGACAUUUUUCCUAUCAUACGCUAGUUGUUGCGAAGCAACCCGAAUGUGCAGAAGCUCUUCACGGUACGAACGGGCAGCAGCUUAAGCUCGUGAAAAUAAGAUGCGUGGUGGUCGAGAUAUCGUUAUUUUUCUUUUGCUAGAAGUAGAAUAUGUGGGUGUGCGGUUGGCUGUCAUGCAGCGUACUGCAGUCGGCGUUGAGCUUGAAGCCACGCCAUGCUCAUGAAUCAAUAUAGUAAUGAUAAUUUUUGGAGGAUGUACACCAUACUUUUUCUCUUAUAGUGUCCAUAAUCAUAACAAUAACAGACCUGCCUUGUCUGGCUUCAGUACCAGUUUGCGAAUCCAGGAUUCGCCUGCGUCGUCGAGAUGAUGCGCGCGAAGCAUCUUCGCUUCGUAUCCAAAGACGCAAAUGGAGAAGUGGUUCUUGGAGAAGGAGGAAAGCCACAGUUCAAAGAGCGAGAUGGGCUCAAACACUUCUACCGCAAAGAGAUCGCUUUGCUGCGGAGACGGCUCCUCUACAAAGCAUACUGGUACAAGAUAUUGCUGCAUGAUUUUUUUGUUACACAAGCAGCACAAAGAUACUCUACUGCCUUCGACUUCUCGAUGAUCUUCAGGAAUUUGUUUUCGCUCCGCAUGCAGUGUGAUGACGAGGUUCCUGUUGAAAUAUUCACGACACUACAGCAACUGCGUUACAAAGGGCGCGGCCCAGCCAGCUACCGACAGCGACGAUAAGCAUUCUGAAUCCACCACCGCGUUUUUGACUCUAGUCUGAUCAUGCGCCAUGCUUUCUCGAUGAACUUACUCCGACGUGCAUGUCACUUCCAUUUCUUUCGCAGAGGUUUUGUAUACUAACUUUACUAGACUUCGAAGCCAACGCAUGUGUUUGCAAUAUGAUUGUAGGCGAGGCCAUAAACGCACAUUUUUCCCUAGGAGUCUGGCCAUGCUGUACGCAGGCAUUGAUCUGAACCAGCUGAACAGUAUGAAAAGUCGAGCCGGCGCCGAGGCCGUCAAAACCAGGAGUGGCGCGCCGGUCUCCAUCGAGGAGUUUACCGGAGUCGUGCAGGCAGAAGAGCUCCCAGACGACGAAGAGCUAGCGUUCCUUGCGAACUUGUGAAAUUGCGCGAUUAGCACAGAAUGCAUGCUAUUGCUUCAUAGCUUCGUUGCAUCUCUGGUGGUUGAAGUAAGACGAGAGAAGUGAUUUUAUCUGUAAAUUCGAUGAUUUUUUCAGUCGUGUCCGAGUCAUCUAAGAAUUUUGCAAAUGCUAGGCGACAUUUGUUUGAAAGCAUUGGUAAGUACUAAGACUAUCAAAACCGAUUGCAGACGCACAUCUCCGACAGAAGCAUGACGUGUACACAAUAACAAAGAGGAAAACCAUCUAGAAUACAUGAUAGCUAUGAAAAAUAACUGUACACCUAACAACAACAAAAAAACGAGUUGUUUCUCAUCUGUUUAUUCCAAUGCACACGAAUGCAAAUUCUCAUCAGUUAAAGGGCUUGGAAAAGAGUACCAGCAUGAUAACUUUGGACUGGGUGAAGCAUAGGCGAUAUUAGCGCAAGGGCUUCAUCAAGUGAGCAUGAGAGCCCUAGGUUCUUCGAGGUUCG